CUUGCAUAUAUAUUGGAUACAUCUAUGAUUAUUUUACUCUAAUUUGUCUUUUCUUUUAAUCUUAUGAUAUGGAUGUGAAAAUUGCUUUGUCAAAAAAAAUAAUUAUACUUUUUGGUUUAAUCAUACAUCUACUUGUUCGGUUCGAAAGUGAUUAGGAUAUCAUGCGAAAGUUUACAAUUGCAAAGAUACUAUUUAGAUUCGUUUUUUUUUUUUAUCUAGACAAACUUUUCCACAUUGGUGGUAAAAACAAUCCCUAACAAAGGCUACUUUGUUAUACAGGGAGAUUCUAACCCGAGACCUUUGGUUAAGGAUGAAACACUAUUCUGUCUAGACAAACUUACUCAUGUAUAAUCCUUUUUUUUUCAUGUAUAACCGUGUCGUCUGGGUCAACUUGCAUGCACUUCGACAUACGACAAACAUCAUAGGUGUAGGAAGACUGAGGAAAAAUAAAAGGAACUCGCUAGGCCUUGAGAAUAAAGGCGAUUCGAUUGGUACUAUUACACAAUGGGAAAGCACCAAGAUCCUAGUAUUAGUCCGGAAAGUCCUCCGGGAUGCAUGUGGAUACUUCACAGGAAACGCCUUCCGCGCAAAAGGAAGGGUGGUGGAAAGCGAGUUGCUGUGGUUGAAGAUCUAGAGGAUAAUGCAACUGCUACUGAGAGUUCCCCGAUUGUGUCGAAAAUCAAAGAACCUAAUCAAGUGUCCAAAAGUUCAAUGUUAUCUCGGAUAAGGUCUUUGAUUACUCAAGAAGAGACGUCUAAAAAAAGAAAGGGCAGGCACCGGAGAAGUUCAUCCUGUCCUAUACAGCUCGAACGAACUAAUUCUAUUCAACAUCUAGACCUUGCUGAUCUACAAUCUUCUCAUGACAAGACUUUGGAGCAUACUAAUUACAAAGAGAUGUAUUCUGUUGCUAGUCUGUUAGACCCUCCCACCAAAAAAAUACGAGACCGUGCAGUGCAAGAGCCUAUGGAAGUAGAAAACAUGAGAAAUGACUCAUCCAAGUUAAUGCUCGGGUUUAUAAAGUCGAUUUCAUUUCCUUCGCGUAGAUCACGAGGAAGAAAAGCUGUCAGGUCAAGGAAAUGUAGGCAUCAUGCUAAAGGGGAAGAUGAUCAGUCACAAGUUGGUAGUGAGGUGUCUGGUUCUGGUGGAUUUAAUAGCAACUCAGUGACAUCAACGGAUUUGAGUAGCGAUGAUGAUGUUGGAAAAAACGUGUUGAUCAGAAGAGCUGAAUCAUUUGAUAAUGCCUCUGCUUGUUCACCUCGCGCAGAAAAGAAAGACCGUGAGAGUAGUAAACUCAUUCUCAAUCGUUUUAAGAAUCUAAAGCAAAAAAUAAGAUAUGCACUCGAGGAGAGUAGAAAGGAGAGGCAUCGAAUUUUCAUGGAUGCUGUCCUUCAUAAGGUUCCACAUGGUCAUCGAUCAUCAAAGGAUAUUGAAAAGGGAAGUACUUUUGCUCAUUGCAAUUCUCCAUUUAUGAGGAGUGAAAAAAUGACAUCCUUUAGGAGAACAUCAUCUGUUAAUGAGUCAUUGCACAAAUAUAAUGGAUUUCUCGACUCAUCUAUCUAUAGGGAAGAAAAACAUCACAUUUCUGAUCGUUCGAGCUUUAGAACAUCUAGAUCACCUUCACCGGGUAGAAGAAGUCCUAUAGGUCUCGAUAGGAUUCUCUCUAUGCCUGAUCUCACAUAUUACAAUUCUUUUAAAUGUGAGGACUCUCCUGAACGUGGAUCCUCGUAUACACUAGACAGAGCUACAUCGAGCAGCAACUUAUACGUAGGAAUUUGCAAGUCCAAUGAACAGAAGUCCCUAGACAUUCCUUUAGGUUCCGAAAACCAUACUGAGAAGGGUUAUAAUUCAGACUCCAAGAGUACAAUUUUUCUUGAUGUUAGCGAGAGAUUUGAUGACUUUGGUGGCUUAAAGACUCGUGAGAACUCUUCCCCCGUUGAAAACAUUAUCGAGGGAACAUCAUCAGUUGUUUCAAACGUAGAUAAACCAAUUCCUGUUCCUCUGCCUGAUAUGAUUAUUCAGAAUGCUACUUCUGGUGCAAAUGAGCUCUCGGCGGCUAAAGGUGCAGAAGAAGAUGUAGUUCAUACCGAUAAAAGAGGAUUGCCAUCGAGUGAUCUGAACAGAAUUUUGCAAAUUCAAGUUGAUAAAAGAUAUGAAUGUGAAUUCAAUUAUGUAAAAGAUGUACUAGAACUAUCAGGAUUCAGUGGAGAUAAGAUUAUAGGGAAAUGGCAUUCUGCUGAUAAACCAGUGAAUCCUUCAUUAUUUGAUGAAGUGGAAGGAUAUUGCUUACUUGAUCAAGAGGGUGUUACUUGUGAUCAACUACUCUUGUUUGAUUUGAUCAAUGAGGUCUUGUUACAAAUUUAUGAGAGAUCAUGUUCCUACUGGCCAAAGUCGUUGACGUGUCAUACUCAUAUCCAUACGAUGCCUAUUGGCUACCAUGUCCUUGGUGAGGUAUGGAAAGAUGUGACCUUGUGUUUCGAGUCUGAAAUGAAGAAUGAUCAACCAAUUGACGAUGUUGUGAGUCGUGAUCUAGCAGGAGGUGAGACUUGGAUGAACCUUCAAUUUGAUGCUGUGUGUGGUGGACUGGAGUUGGAGGAUCUUAUAUUGAAUGAUCUUUUAGAAGAGCUGGUUUUCACUUGAUGUUCAUCACAUUUGGUCCAACACAUACACCUGAGGCGGAUCUAGGGAGGGUUCAGUAAUUCAAUUGAACUCUUUGCUUUUGACUCGAGCUAUGUAUACAUACGCGGUAUACAUUGAUUUUGCUUGACACAUUUGGUCCAAACAUAUAAACUUACGCAGGCAGAUCUAGGAUGGGUUCAGUGGUUCAAUUGAAUUCUUUGCUUUUGACUCGAGCUAUGUAUACAUAAGGUACGAAUAGCUUUUGCUUGACACAUUUAGUACAACACAUAUACGUAGAAAGGCGGAUCAUAGGCGAGUUCAAUGGUUCAAUCCAACUCCAUGUUUUUUUAUUAGAGCAAUGUAUACAUAUGAUAUACUAGUUUUUGCUCGACACAUAUGAUAUACUAGUAGAUCUUGGGCCGGUUAAGUGGUUCAAUUGGACUCAUUACUUUUGACUUGAGCUACGUAUACAUACACAAAAAAGAAUGUGAAUAUAUACAUAUAA
This is a messenger RNA of Solanum lycopersicum (tomato), 3121 nucleotides long. It is a transcript of the gene TRM16/32b, whose product is annotated as TONNEAU1 recruiting motif 16/32b. NCBI's taxonomy places the organism in Eukaryota, Viridiplantae, Streptophyta, Magnoliopsida, Solanales, Solanaceae. The record is from RefSeq and is a predicted model, not a curated record.